CGUCAUAAAUAUGGCGGGAGAAGACGAAGUUUCUCAAGCUGUCGAGGAGGAAAUCCAGACUCAGACAACUGAACAAUCUGGGUCUGACCGUCUAUUUAAGCUUCCAUUAACUAGAAUCAAGCACAUUAUUAAAUCGGACCCAGAUGUUUCACUAGCAAGCCAGGAAGCUGUGGUGUCUUUGGCGAAAGCAGCGGAACUUUUCAUACAGAUGUUGGCCAAGGAUGCUGCAACAAAGACACUACAGGGGAAAAGGAAAACACUGCAGAGGAAAGAUUUAGAUGUCAUUUUGGACACGAGAGAUUGCUAUGCGUUCUUAGAAGGUGUCCUUGACUCUUGAGGAGAUGGCUGAGAGAAGUUGCUGUAGAUGUCAUGGAAUCCUGUGUGUACGGUUGAGAAACAACUGACGAAAGCUUGGGUGGCACAGUGUGUGCAAAUGAAGAAAUGUUUCUAAGUCAGAAGUUCAUGUCACUGAGUUCUGAAAAACUGACUUAUAAAUAGGUCAUACAUUGUAAAUAUUAUUUAGAUGACUUUUUAGUCAUUAAAUAUAUUUAUCAACUUUUU
Haliotis rubra (blacklip abalone) is the source of this 561-nucleotide messenger RNA. Its product is annotated as DNA polymerase epsilon subunit 4-like. Bases 11 to 337 code for a protein of 108 amino acids. The transcript is spliced from 4 exons. NCBI's taxonomy places the organism in Eukaryota, Metazoa, Mollusca, Gastropoda, Lepetellida, Haliotidae. Gene Ontology annotation, molecular function: protein heterodimerization activity. The record is from RefSeq and is a predicted model, not a curated record. Gene Ontology annotation, cellular component: epsilon DNA polymerase complex; nucleus.